ACCUGGAGACAGACGCACGCGUACGUCGCUAACAAAGCAGUAAUAAAACUUAAUACACACACACACGUACUCACACACAUGUAGUCACGCACACAUUUUAGUCGAAAACUAGAAAGAAAACAAACAACAGUAACAGUAGGAAAAAAAGAGACACACUCAUACAAACUACAUACAAAGUGGCUGUUGGUAGUAGAAGAAGCAGCAACAGCAGCAAAGAAGGCGAAAAAGUGACUUGUUUUUUGUUUGCAUGUGUGCGCCGUCGCGACGUUGACGGUAACGUUAUAACGUUGAAGCCGCAGUCGAAGUCGAAGCCGAAGCCGACGUCGGCGUCGCUGUCCGCUUGUACGUGUUGGUAUUAAGAUCGCGUCGACGCGUCGUGGAAAGGCAAAAGACAAGCAAAGCAAAGCAAAGCUAACGUAACGUAACUCACUAAGUGCUAGUCAGUGUGACUAGCAAAAGAAGCACAAGUACAUAAAAGCUUUACAUAUACGUACACUCACACAUGCACUCUACACUCGCAUGUAUAGAUGUGUAAGCGUUGUGUAUGUGUGAGCAGUUAAAUUGUUAAACAAUCAGAAAAGAAAGUGCAAUAAAAAAUUGUGAAAAGCAGCGACAGUAAAAACAAUAAUAAUAAUCACAGUCAAAACCACAACAACAGGAACAACGAGUGCAAUGUGUUAAGAUCGCGUUGAGAUCAACAAACGUAGAAAACGUGCAAGGGAAGAAGGAGAGCUAAAGCAACAACAACCUGAUGCAGAGGCAUCUUAAUAACGGUAAAGAAAAAGAGAGCUUAAAGCGUUGGCGUCAUUGUUGGUGUAUUUCCAAUGGCUCAACAAUCAUAGAAUGCAUUGCUGCAAUGUGUUCCUAACCAAAUGAACUGCAUCGUAACUACUCGUACAACAUUAAUAAACAAUUGCUGCUAUUGAAAGCAAAUAGAAAGUUAAACAUCGAAAUCAAUCGAAUCUGAGACACAAAUCUAACAGUAGUUACAGAUAAGAAGACAUAAUGCAGGUACCAGAACACGUUGUCUCACUCUACAUUGCCACCUGUGGUCAAAAUGGACCCGGACUUGGCUCUGAUGAAAAGGAAAUCAUAUUACUGGUCUAUGUUCUCCUGGAAGUAACCACGGGACAGAUCAUUGGCACCAAACAAAUACUCGUGCGACCCGAUGGCUACUUCAUCAAGGAUCGCACCAUAUCCAGCUCCUCGGAUAACUCGAAUGUUACUAACAACACAGCAUGCUCACCCCCUUUGGCCAUUGGCUACGCUGGCGACAAUAGUUCUAGCAAUAACACCACCAAUAAUAACAACAACAAUUCAACGAACAGCAUCACAAAUUCUGCAAUCAGCGGGAACAGUUCCGGUUCCAGUAAUGGCCUCAGCCUGACCACAUUGGAGAACAGCAGCGAACUCAUUCUGCCCAUUGCCGAGGCACAGGCUGCUGGAAAGCCCUUAACCGAGGCAAUUGAGGAGUUUGAUGCUUAUCUACGCUCUCUCGCACUCGUAGAUACGGAGAUCAAGCUGAUCACCGAUGGGCAGCUGCCGCUUCGUCAGUGCCUUCAUCGGGAGGCCUGUGCCAAGGAUGUCGAGCUGCCUGCCUACUACAAUCAAUUCAGCGAUCUUCGCAAGGAGUUUCAGCGUUACAAGUCCGGUGAUCUGUCUCGUGCUCUUGUUCCCUUAAAGGACAUUAAAAAAAUGCUGCAAUCCCCUACACUCCCCUUACCACAGUCCAUAGGUGAAAUGCUAAAAGAGCUCAAUGCUACUUCUGUGGAAGAUAAUGACUUUUAUAUACGCGAAUCUCGCGAUAUGGUCACUGUGAUUCAAACAUUGCUUCAAGCGGGUCAUAAAUUUGAUGCAAAUGAACUCGUCAAUCUGGUACUGGAGCCUGGCAUUUGCUCAAUUGACGACGAGGUCGACGGCAAUUGCAUUGUGCGAGCCCGUGGGUUGCCCUGGCAGAGCAGUGAUCAGGACAUUGCCAAGUUCUUUCGGGGACUCAACGUAGCCAAAGGCGGCGUUGCAUUGUGUCUGUCGCCGCUGGGACGGCGCAACGGUGAGGCAUUGAUACGCUUUGUAUCGCAGGAGCAUCGCGACAUGGCUUUGAAGCGGCACAAACAUCACAUUGGCGCUCGCUACAUCGAGGUGUACCGCGCAUCGGGUGAGGACUUCCUUGCCAUCGCCGGUGGUGCAUCGAAUGAGGCGCAGGCCUUUCUCUCCAAGGGCGCUCAAGUGAUCAUUCGCAUGCGAGGAUUGCCCUAUGAUUGCACAGCCAAGCAAGUGCUGGAUUUCUUUACCACCGGUGAGUCGCCUUGUCAUGUCCUGGACGGCAACGAGGGAGUGCUGUUUGUCAAGAAGCCGGAUGGCCGAGCCACCGGAGAUGCCUUUGUGCUGUUCGCCAACGAAGCUGAUUCACCUAAGGCCCUAGGAAGGCAUCGGGAGUCGAUUGGACAGCGCUACAUUGAACUCUUCCGAUCGACGACGGCCGAGGUGCAGCAGGUGCUGAACAGAUCGAUGGACCCGAAGACCUACGAAUCGAACAAUCACAGCCAGCCGCCGCUGAUAGCACAGUUGCCCACCAUGCAGUUGCCGUUGCUGCCGCAGGUGGGUCCCGCCGCCGGUGGUCACGUCCUCAACCCGCUGUCAGCUAGUGCCAGCCACGCUAACCUGUGCCCAUCACUUACCCAUGCCCCACAGCAUCUCAUCACCUCCGGGACGACCAAGAACUGCAUUCGGCUGCGAGGUCUGCCCUACGAGGCGAUGGUCGAGCACAUUCUCCACUUCCUGGACGACUUUGCCAAGCACAUUAUCUACCAGGGCGUGCACAUGGUCAUCAAUGCUCAGGGCCAGCCCAGCGGGGAGGCCUUCAUCCAGAUGGACUCGGAGGAUUCGGCCAGAUUGUGCGCUCAGCGCAAGCACAAUCAGUACAUGGUCUUUGGCAAGAAGUUGCGCUACAUUGAGGUCUUCCAGUGCUCGGGCGAUGACAUGAAUCAUGUGCUCAAUGGCGGCCUCGCCUCUCCAGUGGCGCCCCCGCCACAUCCUGGCCACGCUCAUCUGGCUGCUGCUGCCGCCGCCGCUGCCGCAGCUGCUGCGGCGGGCAAGCAGCCAUCGCUGCUAUCUCCGGGUAUGUUAGCUCAACCGCCGCCGCCAUCCGCCGGCGCACAGGGACUUAGCUCUCACUCCCACACACACACACACUCACACGCACACUCACACACACACCCACACUCGCAUGCGCACGCACACACACACGCCGCGGCCGCUGCAGCCGUCGCUGCAGCAGCUCAUCACGCAUUGCAAACGUCAGCUGCCUCGAUGCUUGGCGGCAACUCGCACGCUCCGCCCACCGCCGGCACUCCAAGCGCUGGCUUGGCCGGCUUCAUGGUUGCUCCGCCCGCUGCCACCAUGUCCACGCACUCCUCGCUGGGUUCCCUGUCCAGCAGGAGUCUCGCUCCGUCCGCACCUGCGGCCUAUCCCUUCAAUCUCUCCAUGCCGUCCACGCCCAGCAGCCAGGCUGCUGCAGCAGCUGCUGCCGCCGCCGCUGCGGCUGCCACGAAUCCUGCGCUGUUGGCUCAGCAGCAAGCGCAGUUCAUUGCCCAGCAGAGUCUGAUGGCUCGCCAGCAGGCGGCUGCUGCGGCCGCGGAGCAGCAGCAACAGCAGCAGAUGUAUGCGAAUGCUGCCAUGUUGCAGCCCCAUCCGUUGUACAUGCAACAUCCAGGCGCUGCCGCUGCCGCAGCUGCUGCAAUGGGCGCUCAGCCGCAGUUUGUCCUCAUGCAUCGUCCCUAUCUGCAACCCUUUCAAUUGGGCUACAUGCCCGCAGCAACCGGUGGCUAUCAAUUCGCCGGUGCUGCCUCUGCUGCCACCUCACCGAGUGGUGCAGCCGCAACGGCGGCAGGUGGUAGCUCCAAUGCUGGCCUCGCGCUUCAAUCGCACAAUAUGAAGCGUUCCUAUGAGAAUGCCUUCCAGCAGGAUGCGGCAGGCGCCGCUGCUGCGGCCAGUGCCGCUAAACGGGCCUUGACCCGGGCACCCAACAGCGUCUAUUCAUAUUAUAAUCCGGGCAUUUAGUGCAUCAAUCGUGAUUGAUUCAUUUCACAUGCCACCUUAGACAUGAUUGAGGGAUUUAUUCCUUCAGAAUACUUGAGAAUUCAGUUUAGCAAGACUGAUUGAACAUGAUUGAAACUGCAAGAAACUCCAUUUAGUGCAUCAAUCAUGAUAGAUUCAUUUAACAUGCCAAAUUAGACAUGAUUGAGUGAUUGAUUUCCUUAGAAUAUUUGAGAAUUCAGUUUAGCAAUAUGAUUGAAACUCCAAAACUUUAUUAUUGAUUCUUUGCUGACACUUAUUGUAGCAUAUUUGAGAAUUCAGUUUAGCAAGACUGAUUGAACAUGAUUGAAGCUCCAGCACCUUAAGUGUAUUCGAAAACCUUACUAUAAUUCAGAUCGAUAAUGACUGUUUGAUCGAUCGAUAAAACUCCAAGGCUUCCUGCACAUUCCAAACUCAUUUCCAAAUGCAAAGAUUGAUUGAUUGUCUGAUUGAUAGCUUUGGCAAUGAGCCUCAAAGCAACGACAUUUGCAAUGCGCGAUGAGUGGCAAUAUACAUACAUAAAUAUAUACCCUAUAUAUAUUCCUUACUUAUACAUACCUUUUGCUCGCUCAUCUUGGAAAAUCCAUCCACACUCAUACAUACAUACAUACAUACCAGACACUCUUUAGAGCUUAAAAUUUGUUUUUAUCGUACACUUUUUAUAGUGAAAUUUUGUGUAGUUGUUUAAGUUUUUUUAAAACGAAAGUAAACGAAAAUUACUUUAAGCAUUUUGUCUAUGGUCUAGCAUUACUUAUACUCUGCACACAUGCAAACACUUACAUACAUAUGUUGCAUAGAUACACACUUACACACGCAGACACAACACUCAUAUACACACACACACACACACACAGACACCCACCUACAAUCGGGGCAAGCUAACUAAUAUCUUACAAAUUUUAUAUACAUCCUAUAAAUCUUCAGGGCAAUUCUUUUUAUCUACUUAACUAAGCUAUGUGUAUGUGAAUGUGCUUCUGUAUUAGUGUGUGUGUUCCUGUGAGUGUAUGUGGGUGUAGAAGGUGAGCGCGUGGGCGUGUGUGUGUCAGCGCAACAACAACAUUUAAUAUUCAAUAAAAAAGAAAACAACAACAACAACAGAGGCUAACGUCCUUCAAGCAGCGAGCAUUCAAGUGACCUGUGUGCGUGUGCCACGCCCCUUAAAGUGCAAUCUAUAAACUAAUAUUUAAGCAAUGGCAAGCACACGCACACACACUCACAUAUACAUUUUUCUGCUCACUCGCUGCUUGAACGGCGUCAGGUGUUGGCUCAAGCAAAAAAAAAAAAAUAAUAAAAAAAAAAUCAAUUAUAUAUAUCUGAAAUGUGCAACAGAUUCGACAAGACGAAAUCUUUUCAAAAUUAUUAUAUAAUGCGACAACUUAGACUUAGAAUAAUAAUAAUCAUAAUAUUAAUAAAAAUCGUAAUAAUAUUAAUAAUAAUAAUGGAAGAAAAUGACAAAAACAAAACCUAGUUCUAAGUCCGUACAACGUUGUAAAAUUGGUUGGCAUCAGUGUUAAUAAUUUACAUACUAUACAUAUCUCGUAAGCACUAGAAGUCUUUUCCUAUGUCUACCUGUUGCUAUUGGCAGCAGCUCGACGAGUGUUACGGUCUAACAACACACACACAUUUAUCUAUAUGUUAUCUUUAUCUAUACUUUUAAUCAUAUAUCUACCGCAUUGCUCACUUUUUUAUUGGGUUAAUUGUUGGAUCGUAAUGCUCGUCUGUUGCUAGCUGUUUAGCUUUAACACACUCCAUUCGAAAUUGAUAACGAUGUUCAUGAUAUUUGCAUAUCGUAAGAUGGGAAUAUCGUAAAUCGUGUAUCAAUCGCAUACAUGUAUCUGCUAUCUAUAAGUGUGCGUAAUUGGUGUUAGUCGCAAAAUUGGAAAUUAGACACUUUUCUAUAUUUGAUGAUAAUCGUCUAUCAACACGGAAUUUAUUUAUUGUGUAUUCUUUGUCAUCACUAAUUUUUAGUCUUUAAUCCAAAAAGUCUCUCUCUUUAUUUCUCUCCCACUCUCUCACAUUCUUUGUCCUAUAAUUUAUCAUUAUUAUUAAUAUACAAUAGAUUAUAGUCAUACAAAUAUGGAACACAAUCAAUUUGCUUAUUAUCUAUGUACGUUCGUGAUGUGGUUUUGGAUAUUUUUGGGUAAUUGCCAUAGAUUUACAACUAUAUAUGCAAACCGUUCGUCUCUGUCCUUGUAUUCAUUCUUAACUACUCGCGGACUAUUGAUAAGUAAACUAUAUUAAUCUAUUUGCUCCUUUAUAUGACAUCGACAAUAUCUUAAAUGCGACCUUAAUAAUAUUUCAAGAAUAUUAUUAUUAUUCUGCACAAAUUUAAAUUCUACUUUUCACCGCACCUUAAACUCCUUUUCUGCGUCUAACAGUCAGUUCUGCACUGCUUGCGGCAAUUCAAAAUAGAUUUCGAAAAACUAAGAUACAUUUCGAAGACACCAGAAAAGCAUGGGAAAGAUUUUCUUAGCUUAGCGUCUAAUAUAGUUGUUAGUUAACUUUUAGUGCUUAAACAAGAAUCGAGUGGUUUCCCAUGGGUCUUAUUUUUGGCAUAAAUGCAAUACACAUUGACA
Messenger RNA from Drosophila albomicans, 6650 nucleotides. It is a transcript of the gene fus, whose product is annotated as RNA-binding protein fusilli. Gene Ontology annotation, biological process: regulation of RNA splicing. The transcript has 10 exons. The record is from RefSeq and is a predicted model, not a curated record. Gene Ontology annotation, cellular component: nucleoplasm; ribonucleoprotein complex. Gene Ontology annotation, molecular function: mRNA binding. The coding region runs from base 1006 to 4059 and encodes 1017 amino acids. NCBI's taxonomy places the organism in Eukaryota, Metazoa, Arthropoda, Insecta, Diptera, Drosophilidae.